This is a messenger RNA of Tribolium castaneum (red flour beetle), 1602 nucleotides long. RefSeq lists its product as uncharacterized. Lineage: Eukaryota; Metazoa; Arthropoda; Insecta; Coleoptera; Tenebrionidae. Gene Ontology annotation, cellular component: endoplasmic reticulum. Gene Ontology annotation, biological process: endoplasmic reticulum calcium ion homeostasis. The transcript is spliced from 4 exons. The record is from RefSeq and is a predicted model, not a curated record. Gene Ontology annotation, molecular function: calcium ion binding. The coding region runs from base 155 to 1537 and encodes 460 amino acids.
AUCUAGAAUAAACUAUCUGAAGAGACACGUUUCCGGUCCGUUACGUCUUGAAUUUGGUUUGAAUUGCUCUGAUUUUCGCUGUGUCUACCGUCACGUCAUGGUGACGUAAGUCAAGUCAUUGCUCUAACCUCAAUCCACUCAUAAAUCAAUCAUUAUGCGUCUAUGUCAUCACUUCCUCAUUUUUUGCCUCCUAUUUCACGCGAGUUUCGCGUCCAAGUACGACGACGUGUACGACAAUGAGUUUGCAGAGUUUGAGGAUUUUGAGGCCGAGGACGAAGCAAUUCCGGUCGAGAACGCGCCCGAAAGUGAGUUCAAAGAGUCUAGUCAAGACAGUAUCCAGACUGACGACGAUCAAGAUAUUAUAAUUGAUGACGAUGAUUCGGAGUUUGAACAUUUCCAAGACUUGGAGGAGUUCGAAGGGUUCGAAAACAAGGACGAGAAGCCCGUAACCGAGCCGAAAAUUACCAUAACUAAAGUUCCUAUACACUUUCGGGCCAAUUGGGACAGCUACUGGCUUGAGAUUUUAAUGGUGGCGGGUUUGGUCGUCUACUUCAUUAAUUUCGUGACUGGCAAGAGUAAAAACACGAAAAUCGCCAACGUUUGGUUGCAAACGCACCGACAGCUCCUCGAGGACAACUUUUCCCUAGUUGGGGACGACGGGGCGUUGGAAAAAACCGAAAAUGUGGGCUUUGUUAAAGAGAGCGAAAACAUCUUCACUCUGUGGUGCAGUGGCAGGACUUGCUGCGAGGGAAUGUUGGUAGAACUGAAGCUGAUCAAGCGCCAGGACUUGGUGGCCAUCAUUUCUGGAAUGAUGCGCCCCACACUGGACCAACUCCACAUCAAAGUCACAAUGAAUAAGGACGAUAUGGACAGUUUUGUGUUUUGUGUUGCGUCGAAAAAAACCGCUUUGCACUUAUCGAAAGAAAUGGCCGAUUUAAGUGUGUACUGUCCCGAGCGAAGGCCCGGGGAAAAACACAAUAUCCCGGCCUGCUUUAACGUAAUGAGCGAAAUCGCCGAAGCGACCUCUGCCAUGUUGGACGCGAAAGUGGUCGCUGUGUUGCAUAAAUAUACCGAAUUCGUUGAUUACAUUCACUUUUCGGACCAAUAUUCUGGACCGAAACAACAGGAAGAUACGGGCGUUUUGAAAUUACCUGAUAAUCAAAAAGUGCUAAUGUUUGGGUUCAAUAUGCCCUUGAAAGGCAUGGCCUUGGAAGAGGCGAUGAAUCAGCUGAAGCCGCUCCUGGUCAUGGUGUUCUACUGUAUGGAAAAGGUCAAGAAGUACAGGCUGUCGAGAGAAGGUAAAUUAAAGGCCGACAAAAACCGGCAGCGCGUGGAGGAGGCUUUUCUGAAGUCGACGCACCAGGCGCGAGCCGAGGCGGCGGCAGCACGUCGUGAAGAGAGACGCCGUUUGGAGAAGGAGAAAGUUAUGGCCGAGGAUGACCCCGAACGCCAGCGACGCUGGGAAGAAAAAGAACAAAAAAGACAAGCCAAAAAACGUGCUCCCAAAAUGAAACAACUGAAAGUGAAAGCGUUGUAAUUCGUUGCCAAAGUAUUGUAAUUUUUUCAGGUUUCGUUUGAGUAAAUAAAGUUGAGUUGAAGUUU